GUCAAGAUGACUGGUAGCUAUUUUUAUUUGAUUACUUGUUACGCAUACGCGCCACAGAUGCUUCAUUGAUUGUAAUAUCUUGUUGUUUCUGGUGAUAUUUUGUGUUACCCCGGCCUGCGAAAUCAAUAUAUUUGGCUCUUGAUGGUUUCAUUGUGUUUGCAUUUCGCAUCGUUCCCUGUGGUUUGAUUUUGUCCUCUUGCUGCAAUACUUUGGUGGCUCCUUCUCGAAGAGUCGGAGUUUCAUCAACAUUCAUUUUUUUUGAAUUUGAUAGGUCGACAUCCACAUCUUCGUAGUGCUUUGUCAAAAAUGUUGUCUGUCCAUCAAGUAUUGGGGACAAGCACGACCCCAUUAAUCCUGACGCCACAGGAAAAGCGAUCACUCGAGGCAGAUGCGAACAUGUACAAUGCGUUAAACAUGAAUACUUGACCUCUGUUGAAGUUCUAGUUGUAAGGCUAACGAGUAUCAAUAUCACGAUUAUCAAUAGUCAGCACAUGCCAUUACCAAGCGUGUUACAUCUACACUGUACUGCAUCAGUUCUCCCAACAGUAUCUCUUUAUCUCGUUUGACCUUUCCCAUGCAACAACCACAAACAGGGUCUCGAUCAUUCAUAGCGUCGAACAGCUGGAGAAGGCAUUUGUGAGUGGCCUCAUAGAACCGAAAGAGUAUGAGAGGCUGUGCAACGCUCUUAUCAGUCAAUUUAAAGUCGCACAGGCUGCAUUGAAGGAAAAGUACCCAGACUUCGGCACAUUCUGGUCAGAUCACAAGCUCGACGCUCCGCUAGCUAGGGAGAGACUGCUCUGUAUUAUUUUCCCUGAAGAUUUACUUUUUCCAUUCCUAUUGUAUUUGAUACUGAUGAAGCAUGUGUAUGGGGUAAAAGUAACAUGAUAUUGCCAUAUCGAUUUCGAAUUCAAUUGUCAAUGAGAAUACGACCAAUUACUUGUGAAUAAUUUAUAUAUGAUUUACUCGAACCACACCAAUAUCUGCACAACCACAGCCUGGGGCGUUCCAGCGUCGAUGUUGUACGAUGUCGGGAAUCAAGAGGACAACAGUGCUAGCUUGCACGUUUUCGACGCAUGCACGUUUACUACGACGUUGAUUGACUCGUUGAAGAUGAAUAUGCGGGCAGUGGACGAGAUACUUCCAACGCUGAAGGAAACGCUUGGCUGCGUGAACAAGAUUCGCGGACUGCCUAAAGACUUGGAAGCUAGACAGAAACUGGAACAGUGGCUCUCAACGCUUCAUAACAUGGCUGCGGAUGACGUGCUUACCGAAUCUCAAGCAAGACAGUUUGCUUUCGACGUGGAGCAGUUCUAUGUGGGCAUACAUAACUGGCUUAAGGAACUUCAAGAGAAGAAUGUGAAUAAGAAAUAGACUGCCGCACAUAUAUUUCUCCUUUGCAACUUCACCUCAUGCUGCUUUCACCUACACAACUUCUGCGUGUCCACAUUCGCCAUCACGCUCCUUUCCUCAUAAGAUAGAAGUACUCACACUUUUCCCGCUUAUUUAUUUACAUAACAUUUUGGCAUUUUUGUUUUUCUUCAGCCGUCGUGGUCGACCACAUCGAUCUUCGGAUAAACCCAUACCUGUCUUUGGAGGAUUGCCCCCAUUCCAACCCAUCCUCAUAUCCCUUUCCCACCAAGCAGGCUUUUUUUCGUCUGCCUUUGCGCUAUAAACAAAGAUGAGGACUACUACAUGAUAUGUGCGUGACGCAAUGAU
Messenger RNA from Amoebophrya sp. A25, 1716 nucleotides. Lineage: Eukaryota; Dinophyceae; Syndiniales; Amoebophryaceae. The record is from the annotation of a GenBank genome assembly.